GGCGGCGGGCGGCGGGCGGCGGGUUGGGCCGGACUUCUGAGCACUGCCCCGCAGGUGAUCAGGGCGUCUGGGGCUCUGCCGCGCGGUGUGGACGCGCCGGGCUCGUCCGGCAGGCAACCUCGUUUUGCGGGACUCCGGCGAGGUACAGGGAGGUCCCUCCAGACUGGCAGCGUCCUUUACCGAGUGCUUACUGUGGGCUCCGUGCUAUGCUAAGCGCUGUAGAUGCACGAUUUCAGUUAUUUCAAACAAUCUAUGAAAUAGGUGUUGUUAUCAUCCCUGUUUUACUAAAUUGGAAAGCGAGGUUCAGGGAGGUUACAUGGCCCAUCCGGGGUCACACCUACAGUGUUUGUGAGCGUUUUUUCGAAGAGCAGUUCUUGUACACGACCCAGCAGUUGGACUUCCAGGUAUACAUGCAAGAGAAUUGAAAACCUAUCCCCACAAAAACCUGGACAUGAAUGUUCAUGGCAGUGCUGAACGGAGAAACAAAUGGCAGCCUAUCUGUGCGGUGGAAUGUUAUUCAGCCGUAAAAAACCAUGGAGUACUGACACACGCCACAACAUAAACGAGCGCUGAGAAACAUGCUAAGUGAAAGGAGGCAGUCACAAAGGACCACACGCUGUAUGAUUCUGUUUGUACUAAAUAUCCAGAACAGGGAGUUAAUUGGACAGCACGCAUUCAUGGCUCUACUGAGGUCAUCGCUCUCACUGGAUUCCAGUGAGAGCGACUCUGAAGAGUUGCCAACAUUUGCCUUCCUGAAGAAGGAACCGUCUUCAACAAAGAGGAGGCAGUCUCAGAGGGAGGAGAAGAUUGUUGUGGUUCACACCUCGGAUUCUGAAGCCUCCUGUCCUCCAUCACCAAGGUUGAAAGAUGUACCACCUACCCCAGACACAGCUGAAUCCAUCACACAAACAGAGCCAGUGAGGGUGCUAAGCAGUGGAAGUGAGGAUGAGGUAGAAUUAAUUCCCCUGGCUGAGAGGCUUGCAUGUAAGUUUUUGACCCGCAAGCCACUGAGCCCUGAGGACUCUAGCUCCCCAGUUAAAAGUGUAUGGGAUCAUCAAAAUAGUGAAGGAGGAUCCUGUGACUGGAAAAAAGAACCCUUUCCAAAGGUCCCUGAUAUUGCCCUCCGUGACACCUCAGAGAGAUGUGCAUCAAAUAACAAGGACCCUGCGGGAGACAGUCCAUGCCACCAGCUUCCAGCCUUCAAAGCUACCUGCCCUAUCCAGAACAACAGCUGGACAAAUGCUGAGGUCCCCCCACUUCAGAAGAGAACCAAGCCUAGCCAGGAGGUCCAGAGGAGCAGCUCGCAGGGACGCCAGCCGCGGAGACGAGCAAGCCCAAAGGAACGCACCCUGGAACAACAGGAGAGGACCAAGAAGGCAGCCAUGGCUAACAGGCCGAAAGCUCAGAGGCCUGAGGAAUGCCUAAAGCACGUGGUCGUGAUGCUGGAUCCAGUGCUUUUACAGACGGAAGGGGGAGGCCAGCUCCUCGGGGCGCUGCAGUCCAUGGAGUGCCGGUGUGUGAUCGAGGCCCAGGCCGUGCCCUGCAGCAUCACCUGGAGGAGAAGGGCUGCGCCAGCUGAGGAUGGACAGGAAGACUGGGUCGAGGAACCGAUGGUCCUGGUGCUGCUCCCGGCAGAAGCGUUUGUGUCCAUGGUCCGGAACUUCAAGCAGGGAAGUGUGGGCGGACCUGAGAAGGGGAAGGAAACACUGCGGAGCUUUGUGACCAACACCACGGCGAGGGCAGCUGGGAAAGCUCUGUCCCUGGUUAUUGUGGAUCAGGAGAAAUGCUUCAGUGCUCCAAACUCCUCAAGAAGAAGGAAGCAGGGAGUGGCAGAUAGGGAACAGGCCAAGGAGAAGCAGCAGAGACGACCAGAGGCCAGCGCAGGGCGCGUGGUGUCCAGAGUAGACGUGGAAGAGGCGCUGGUGGAUCUGCAGCUGCACACACGAGCCCAGGCCCGACUGGUGCAGACCUGGAAAGAGCUGGCCGACUUCGCAUGCGCACUUACCAAGGCUGUGGCUGAGGCGCCCUUCAAGAAGCUUCGAGACCAAACUAGCUUCUCCUUCUGCCUGGAGAGUGACUGGUCUGGAGGGGCAAAGGUGGACCGCACGGGCAGGGGACUAAUGCUGGUGUGGAGGAGACAGAUUCAGCAGCUGAACCGAGUCAGCCUGGAAAUGGCCAGUGCCAUCGUGGAUGCCUAUCCCUCCCCCCAGCUCCUGGUCCAGGCUUAUAGGCGGUGUCUGUCGGAGCAAGAACGUCAGAAUUUGCUCGCAGACAUACAGGUACGCCGUGGGGAAGGCGUGACUGCCACGUCCCGCCGGGUUGGACCAGAGCUAUCCAGGCGCGUCUACCUUCAGAUGACCGCUCUGCAGCCAGAUCUCUCUUUAGACGGUGCAGACUGAGGCCAGCCCUGGGGAAGCUGGAGAUUUCCACCUCACCCAGCUCGGAAGAGGACCAUGGGCAGAGGCUGGAAGCACAAGCCUGGGUCGGGCUCACAAGAGACUCCUUCCCGAGUGUCAGCAUCAGCAGAGUCUCCCUGACACCUUGGCACAGGCGGCUGAGAU
Messenger RNA from Mustela erminea (ermine), 2561 nucleotides. It is a transcript of the gene EME1, whose product is annotated as essential meiotic structure-specific endonuclease 1. Gene Ontology annotation, cellular component: nucleus; Holliday junction resolvase complex. Gene Ontology annotation, molecular function: DNA binding; nuclease activity. The record is from RefSeq and is a predicted model, not a curated record. The transcript has 9 exons. Gene Ontology annotation, biological process: mitotic intra-S DNA damage checkpoint signaling; resolution of meiotic recombination intermediates; double-strand break repair. Lineage: Eukaryota; Metazoa; Chordata; Mammalia; Carnivora; Mustelidae. Bases 579 to 2399 code for a protein of 606 amino acids.